This is a messenger RNA of Daktulosphaira vitifoliae (grape phylloxera), 415 nucleotides long. Its product is annotated as small integral membrane protein 20. Gene Ontology annotation, biological process: mitochondrial respiratory chain complex IV assembly. The record is from RefSeq and is a predicted model, not a curated record. Gene Ontology annotation, cellular component: mitochondrial inner membrane. NCBI's taxonomy places the organism in Eukaryota, Metazoa, Arthropoda, Insecta, Hemiptera, Phylloxeridae. The transcript has 3 exons. Bases 83 to 298 code for a protein of 71 amino acids.
UUUAUCACUAUUAAAUAACUAAUAUUAAUAAAAAUAUUAUUUUGAAAUUUUUGACAAGUUCAAAUUUCUUCUUUAAUUAGGAAUGAGUGUUUUAAAAGGAUGGAAAUAUGUAGCAUUCAUUUCGGCGUUUGUUGGUUCUAUCGGAUUAGCAACUUAUCCUAUUAUCAUUUAUCCUAUGACUCAUGUAGAAGAAUAUAAAAAAGCUCAAGAAAUAAAUCGUUCUCAGUUAGAUCAAGCCAGAGUUUUACCAUCAAGUAUGAAUGUCUGGACUGAUCCAUUUGAAAGAAAAAAUGAUUGAGUUUGAAGCCAUGAUUUUAUGUGUUUUUUUUGUUAUUUAAAUAUUAUAAUGUGAUAUAAAAUGUAUUAAUUAUAGUCUAAUUAAAACUAAAUAUAUUGUUUUUAUUAUUACUGUGAA